Molecule: messenger RNA, 8616 nt
Organism: Fragaria vesca subsp. vesca
Lineage: Eukaryota; Viridiplantae; Streptophyta; Magnoliopsida; Rosales; Rosaceae
Exons: 35
Coding region: 1-8616 (2871 amino acids)
Biological process (GO): microtubule-based movement
Molecular function (GO): ATP binding; microtubule motor activity; microtubule binding
Source: RefSeq, a predicted model, not a curated record
AUGAUGAGGGAUUUCAAAUUCUUGCGAUCGAAUUCGGGGAGAAAAGAAGAGGCGGAGAACGUGCCGGUGAACCCUAAGGACCUAACGACGGUGACUGGCCGGACGAGCUCGGAGUCGUCGAGAGCGCCGUUCAACCCGAUCCAAGACCCGGAUCAGAACCCUAAGCCGGAGCAGGAGUCUGGGAAUAUUCGGAGUAAGGUUGAGAAGACGCCAACUAAGGCUUCCAAGGCCAAAGCUUCCGAUCUCCGGACGCCGGAGAAGCACGGUGCUGCGGUUUCGGCUCGGAAGCGGUUCGGGUGGGCCCAGAGGAACGAUUCGGGGGAUUUUCAUGAGGAUGGGGGUAAUUGUUCGACUCAAGUGAGCAGGGGAGGAGGUGGUAAUGGAAUUGGGGGUUUGCCGAAUUUGACGCCUCGGACUGGCAGGACGGUUGGGAAAGGGGGUUCGAGUUUUUCGGAGAGUGGUUCGACUCAUACUACGCCGACUAAGAGUGUUUCGAAGCCUCCGAAUUCGGUGUUGUUUCGGAGUAAGGUGGAUGGGGGUGUUGGUGGUCGAGGUGGGAACUUUGCUGCAUUGUACAAAGGGAUUCCCAUUUCGAGUGGUCCUUGUACGACAGUGGUGAAUUCGGUUGAAGUACCUCACUUUGAUCUCAAGGAAGACUCGUCUUUUUGGAUGGAGCACAAUGUACAGGUUCUUAUACGUGUUCGUCCUCUCAAUAGCAUGGAGCGAAGUACACAUGGAUACAACAGGUGUUUGAAGCAAGAAAAUGCUCAGACAAUUACUUGGAUUGGGCAACCAGAAACUCGAUUCACAUUUGAUCAUGUAGCAUGUGAAACAGUUGACCAGGACAUGCUUUUCAGGAUGGCUGGUUUACCGAUGGUAGAGAAUUGCUUGUCGGGGUAUAACAGCUGUAUGUUUGCUUAUGGUCAGACAGGAAGUGGGAAGACCUAUACCAUGCUUGGGGAGAUUGACGAUUUAGAAGAUAAGCCCAGUCCACAUCGUGGAAUGACACCACGGAUUUUUGAGUUUUUAUUUGCAAGAAUUCAAGUGGAAGAGGAAACUCGGAAGGAUGAAAAACUAAAAUACAGUUGCAAGUGCUCUUUCCUAGAAAUUUACAAUGAACAAAUCACUGAUCUCCUUGAUCCCUCUUCAUCCAAUUUGCUUCUACGGGAAGAUGUGACGAAAGGUGUUUAUGUUGAAAAUCUCUCUGAAUUUGAAGUUCAUACCGUGAGUGAUAUUUUGAGGCUACUAAUCCAGGGAUCUUCAAAUAGGAGAGUUGCUGCAACAAAUAUGAACAGAGAAAGCAGUCGGUCACACAGCGUCUUUACUUGUGUAAUUGAGAGCAGAUGGGAAAAGGAUUCAACGACUAACUUCCGCUUUGCUAGAUUAAAUCUAGUUGAUUUGGCUGGUUCAGAAAGGCAGAAGACUUCCGGCGCUGAGGGUGAGCGGUUGAAGGAAGCAGCUAAUAUUAAUAAAUCACUAUCGACACUUGGUCAUGUCAUCAUGGUUCUAGUGGAUGUGGCACACGGGAAGAUAAAACAUAUACCUUAUAGAGACUCUAGGCUAACCUUCCUUUUACAGGAUUCACUCGGUGGUAAUUCAAAAACAAUGAUCAUUUCAAAUGUCAGCCCUUCUAUCGGAUGUGCAGCUGAAACGCUGAACACACUUAAAUUUGCUCAGCGAGCAAAACUUAUUCAAAACAAUGCUGUGGUGAAUGAAGAUUCUACAGGAGAUUGCAUUGCUCUACAACACCAAAUACGACUUCUAAAGGAGGAACUCUAUAUUCUUAAACGUCAUCAUGUCUCCCGGUCGUUGUCAUUUGGUUCCCCCAAUAUUGAAGACAGUCAAGUACAAAAUAUUGAUUGUGUUGGAAACAUAUGUGGCAUGGAUCUACAAUGUCAGGAUGCUUUUCUUGAUGAUGAAGCAAAAGGAACUGUGAGACUGUCCACCAAACAGUUAAAGUCUGUGGAAAAAACACUUGCUGGUGCCCUUCGCCGGGAGAAAAUGGCUGAAGCUACAAUCAAGCAACUUGAAGCUGAAAAAGAGCACUUGAACCGCUUGGUUUGUCAAAGAGAGGAUGACACCAGAUCCACUAAAAUGAUGCUUAGGUUUCGGGAAGACAAAAUUAAGAAGAUGGAGGCACUAAUUAAUGGUUCUAUUCCCGCUGAGGCAUAUUUAGUGGAUGAGAACAGAGCGCUCUCUGAAGAGAUUCAGCUACUUCAGGCUAAACUUGAUAAGAAUCCUGAAGUAACGCGGUUCGCAUAUGAGAAUAUAAGGCUUCUGCACCAACUUAGAAGGUUAGAAGAGUAUUAUGAGGAAGGAGAGAGAGAUUUACUGUUGGAUGACGUAUCGAAACUGCGAGAUCAGGUACUUAUAGAUUAUGAUGGUCAUUCGUUUCAGUUAAAAGACACCUGUAAAGAGUUAGAUGAAUGCAGACGCAGCUUAAAUGCUUGUUUGGAGGAUAAUGCAAAACUCAAUAGAGAAAUUGAUGAUCUGCACAAAAUGUUGAACACUCUCAGAUCUACACCUAUUGAUGAAGAUGGUGAUUUGGCUUCGAAGGUGCAUAAUGCUAUUCACAUCCAGGAGAUAGAAAGGGAACAUGCAGAAGAAAUUUUGAGUUUGCAGCUGGAAUUGGACAUAAUAAAUAUCAUUUUAAAAGAAGAGAGGACUUCUCAAGAUGAAAGAGUAUCUUUCUUCAAUAGAGAUCUGCAGCUAGCAAAUGAAGAACUCUCUCGAAAACGCAAACAACAUGAUGAUGCAAACAUCAAACUACAAGAGGCUAACUGCAUCAUUGCAGCUCUCGAGACUCAGCAAAUCAUGUCAAACAAUGGGAUGGAGGACUUGAGGAAAAGUAACAGUCGUUAUGUGCAGCUUUUGAGUAAACAGGAGCUUGAACUAAGGGCUCUAAAGGAGCAAUGUACUUCUAAGGAGUUUAAAGACGUAUCGUCUUUGAGCUGUUCAAACAAUCAUGACUCUCCACUACAGGGAAAAUUGAAGCGGAUGCAAGAUUCCCUUGAAAUGGCCAAGAGAAUGAAUAUGUGGUACCAAACUGAUCGUGCAUUUCAAGUGUCUAAUGAAGAAGAAGUGGAGGAAGUCCGCAGGCAGGCUGAGGCUGAAACUGCUGAGGUAAUUGUCUGUAUGCAGGAAGAACUUAGCAUUCUUCAACAGCAGGUCCAAGAUAGCCAAUUCAAAGAACUGGAAGUGAAUAAAAAUGUAUUGAUGCUGGAGAAUGAACUGAAAGUGGUGCAAGAGAAACUGCACAACUUGAAUGUAGAUAAUGAAAGGUUAAGUAAAGAGCUUGAGGAGAAAGAUGGAGAAAUAAGAACAUUAUCAGAAGAAUGGACAUUAUUGUCCAGUGAUAUUGAAGGAGUACUUUCUGGUGGAUAUGAAGUGCUAGUUGAUGCUUCUGAUGAGCUUGACUUAAUAUUCAACUCCUUUCCAGAGAAAAGAAUUUGGAUUUCUGAACAAGUUAGCAGGGUUGUACAGAUUGCCUUGGAGAAGGAGUCUUUGAUUGAAGAACUGAGAACAUGUUUAGAAGAUGCAAAUAAUAAGAGAAGUGAUGUUGAGUGCAUGCUCAAGUCUUUGAAAGGAGCAACACUAGCUAUUACUGAAGCACACCAGCAGGAGUAUUCUGAAAAAGAGAAAGAAUUGCUCCUUUUAACAACUCAGUUGAAAACAGAGACAUCUACAGUGGAGAAGCUGGGGAAUAGAGUGAAGUUGCUUGAAGAUCAGAUCAAGAAAACAUCAGUCUGUGCAACAGUUGCCUUUGUUGUUGUGAAUAGCUUAGCAGAAAGGAAUCGUAAUAAUCUUGAUGCAUUAGAGCGUAAUAGUAUACGGCUUAAUGAAUCAGAAGAGUUGAUCUCAAUGAAGGUCUCCCUUCUCAGUGAUCAGGCCACUGUGAUAGCAGAAGCUGAGAGUAGAAUUCAGUCUCUAAAUGAGGAGCUUUCUGAUUGCAAUAAAACUUGUGAAAAUCUAAGAAAGGAGCUUGUUGAGGAGCAGGAACGUGCUUGCACCAUUGAACAAAAGCUUGAAGAUAUUGAAGAAGAAAACAUUUUGAAGACAAAGGAGAAACUGGCUGAGCUACAAACUGGUGUAUCUACACUCAGGUCAUGCAUGGACCCACAUAUGGAGCAUCACAGAAGCUGUAAUAAGAAUCCACAAGUACUUUCUAUGAAUUCUGAAGGAGAAGAUGCUACCGGGACCGUGCAAGACCACAGCGGGAGUAAACAAUUUCUUGAAGACCAGAGUUCUAAUAUUUUUGGGAAGAUUAGAGAUGAGUGUGGUAGAGAUGUUACCAUUAUACUUCUGAAAAAGGAAAUUGAAGCUGCCCUUGAUAGCUUAAAACAGGUACAGGCUGAGAUGGACAACCUACAUGAAAAGAACAAAAUAAUGUGCAAGUCUGAGCAACAGAGUCGGGAUAGCAUGAAAGUUAUUGGUUUGCAGGUUCUUAAUCUGCAAUCAACUUUAAAUGAAGUAGAAUUGCAAUCCAAAGGAAAGUUGGAAGCUCUCAAUCUUAGACUGGAGGCAUUUGAACAUAUUGUGCAGGAAUCUAGGUCUCAUUGGUGCCAAAGAAAAGAAUUGAUUGAACUAGAAGUUGAUGAUGCCAAGUUAGAUGCAGCCCAGAAAUUUGCUGAGGUCGCUUGUAUUCUGGCUAAGUUUGAAGAGGCUCAAGAUACUAUGAAGGAAGCAGAUAUAAUGGUCAAUGAGCUGAUGAUAUGCAAUGAAAAUAUGAAGCUUGAAAUAGAAAUGCUGAAGAAUCUAGAAGCCUCAUUGAACAGUGAUAGGGAUGCGUUACUGAAUGAUGUCCAAAGGUUGCAGUCUAUCAAUGAUCUGAGCAAUCAGAAAUUGGAACACGUUGAAGAGAUGCGAGCUUCAGAUGUAAUGCAAAUGAAUGCUGUAAUUGUAGAGCUGGAGGACAUUCUUGCAGGAAUCCAGGCUGCUUACAAGGAAAACUUCAUGCUUUUAUCAUCUGAUCUCUGCAGCGUGAAGUCUUUGCUGGCAGAAUCCUCAAAGUUUGUUCGUUCAUUGCUUGAGGACAUCUGGUCUGACAUAAUUGUGAAGGAUUGUGCUGUGUCAGUGCUACACCUCUGUCACAUGGGAUUUUUUCUGGAAACAGUCACUGGGCUGAAUGUAGAGAAUGGUCUGCUUCAACAUGGACUGUGUGAGUCUAACUCUGUUGUGGCUGAUCUGAGGCAACACAAAGAUAAGUCAAAAAGAGAGCUUGAGAUGUGCCAGAUUCUGAAGGAGAAAUUGCUGGCUGACAUUAAGACCAGUUUUGAUCGCAUCAUUAGAAAAGAAGAGGAAGCUGGGAAGCUUAAUAUGAAGGUGACCUCUUUUGAGAAACAGAUAUCAGAACUACAGAUACAAGAGGAGUUAAUGUUGCAAGUGUCUAAUUGUAUGGGAUCCCAGCUUGAUAAUUUACUGAAGGAGUUGGACUUAAGUAACUCAAACAUUGGUGCAUUGCUCCUAGAUCAAGAGAAAUUGCUCAAAGAGAAAGACGAGGAACUCGAAUCUCAAGUUGAGUGUCUAAUGAUAGAAUGGUGUGCUAAAGACUUUGAGUCACUUGUCUUGGCAUCAGAAUUAGAAGAGAUGGCCACUCACAUAGCUGACAUGGGGAGAGAGAACAUAGCUUGUUCUGCAAGGCUGGAAGAUUUCAAGAAAGAAGUGGUUCUUUUGAAGGUUGAUUCAAAUUUAAAAGAACAGUUCUUAUUGGACAAAGAGGUUGAGGUUGCUUGUCUUCAAAAGAAAGCAGAAGAGGAGAGGGAGGGCCUGUUGUUACAGAUGGACAAGGCUUUUAAACAGGACAUUCAGUUGUUGAAUGAUGUUGCUCGUUUGAAUGAUGCUUUGAAAGGUGAACUUGGUGAAGUUAAGGAAACAGAGGUGAGGUUGUUGAACCAGGUCCAUGUACUUGAAGCUGAAUAUCAAAAAUUAAAAGAAGAUUUGAACAUCAAGGAAAGGAGUUUAGAACUAUUUUCCAGUCAGAUUUCUGCCCUUCAUCAAAAGAACCAAAGCUUGCAAGAUGAUAUUCACACAUUACACACCUCAUCACAUGGACUUCAAGAUGCAUUAAAGAAGAAAGAUGCUGAGCUGAGCAGAAUGAACUUUCUAGAGAUGGAAAAUGACUCGCUUAAAAUUGAGAUAAGGAAGUUUGAGACAGAAGGAGAUACACUUAUGCAAGAAAAUGUUCUCUUCCGAGAACAACUUAGGUGUCUCAAGAAAAGUAGGGAGGAAGUCCUCUCCAUGUGGAGUGUAACGGUCAAGAGUUGUGCUGAUUCUAUGGAAACAGCUGAUUCGCUUGGUGAAAGAUUGCGCAAUAUUAUAAAGGAAGAUGGUGCCAUGAUUUUGGAAAAAAUGUCUGAUGAAAUAUAUGAUACUGUAGACAGAGUUAUCGAGCAGUUUGAUUGCUUGGAGUGCCACACUGAGGAGUUGGUGUCUAAAAAUCUGUCCCUUCAGGCUGAAUUGCUGAGAAAGGAUGAAGUUCUUAAAGGUUUGUUAUUCGAUCUGAGCUUGUUGCAGGAAUCUGCAUCUAAAAAUAAAGAUCAUCAAGAUGAAAUUAAAGAAGUAGUAGCUUCUUUGGGAGCUUUAGAGGCUGAGCUUUCUGUAAAAUCGUGUGAGCUUGAUGAGGCCAAUUCUAAUAUCCAAAUGCUUGAAACACAAUUGCAGGAGAAGAACGACUUAAUCUCUCAUCUUGAGUUGGGUUUAUUGCAAGUGCAUGAGUCUCUGAAUGUACUGUCCAGUGAAAAUGGGGAGCUGAGAGCUCAUAUUGAAGGUGUCAUGGCAGCACAUAAUUCUGCUUUGAAAGAAUUGACAGAGAAGAAAAAGAUUAUAGAGAGCUUGAAAAUGGAAGUCCUGGAAAUGAGUAAUGCUCUUGGCCUAAUGAAUGAUUCCAAUGAAUCCUUAAGGAGCAAUCUGAAUGAACUUGCUAGAGAGAGGGAUCUUCUCCACAUUGAGAUGAUAAAUUUGAAAGAGUUCCUGGAAAGAGAACAGGCACGGGCUGAUGAAUUUGAAGUGAUUGCAAAUGAAACUCAACAGAUAGCGGAGUUAAGAAAGAACUAUGCUGACGACAAAGAGGCUGAGGUAAAGCUCUUGGAGCAGUCUAUAGAGGAGCUCGAACGUACUGUCAAUGUGCUAGAAAAUAAGGUCGAUAUUGUUAAGGAGGAGGCUGAACGACAAAGGUUACAUGGAGAAGAACUUGAAUCUGAACUUCAAGCCGUAAAACAUCAGAUGCUGAAUGUUGAAAAUGCUAAUGCUGACAUGAGCAGACAUUUAGACGAGAAGGAGAAAAGCAUUCAAGAAGUCCAGUGGAACAUACGAAUUCUCGAGAGGGAUAUAACACAGAAGGAUGCAGAGAUUGCCCAAUAUAAAGCGCAUAUCUCUGAGUUAAAUUUGCACGCUGAAGCACAGGCUUGUGAAUAUAAGCAAAAGUUCAAGGCAUUGGAAUCCAUGGCUGAACAAGUCAGACCUGAAGGCCAUUCCACUCAUGCCACAAGUUCUGCACCAAACAAAACGGAGAAAUAUGCCACAAAGUCUAGAGGCUCUGGUUCCCCAUUUAAAUGCAUCGGAUUGGGCAUGGCACAACAAAUAAAAUCUGAGAAGGAUGAGGAACUUAUGGCUGCAAGGACCCGCAUUGAAGAGCUUGAAUCCUUAGCAUUAUGUCGACAGAAAGAGAUAUUUAAUUUGAAUUCCAAAUUAGCUUCUGCUGAUAGCAUGACCCACGAUGUACUUCGGGAUUUACUGGGAGUCAAGUUGGAUAUGACCUCCUACGCGUCACUAUUGGAUAAUCAACAAGUGCAAAAGAUCACAGAGAAGGCCCGACUUCAUAGUUUUGAAUCUAAGGAAAAGGAGCAGGAGGUAGUUAAGCUGAAAAAACAGCUUAAUGAAUUCAUUGAGGAACGAAGAGGAUGGCUAGAGGAAAUUGAACGAAAGCAGGCUGAAACCAUAGCUGCGCAAAUUGCUUUGGAAAAACUUCGGCAGCGAGAUCAGUUACACAGAACUGAAAAUGAGGUGCUCAAGAUGGAGAACGCAAAUCAUAAAAAGAAGGUGAUGGAACUUGAAGGAGAAGUAGAUAAACUGUCUGGGCAGCAAAACAUCCAACAAAGGAUCCAUCAUCAUGCAAAAAUCAAGGAAGAAAAUCACAUGCUAAAAACUCACAAUGAAGAACUUAGCACUAAGCUUCGACGGACAGAGGUUCUUCUAUCACGUUGCAAGGAAAAGCUUGCUCGCUAUCGUGCUUCUGUUGGGAGAAGCCCUUAUGUUGAUUUUGAUGAGGAGCAACGACUGAGUAACAAAGUGAAGGAAAUCGAGGAAGAGAAGCUGCAGCUAGCACAGAAAUUAUUAGGCCUGUGUACAAGUGUUCUGAAGGCUGCUGGAAUAACAAAACCAAUACCCAAUAUAAAUCCUUCCAUUGCUGAAGAGGCACUCGAUCAACUCAAGACCAAAGUUACGUCAUUGGAUAGAGAAUUGCAAGAUCUAAAGGUUAAGAAUAAGAUAACCAGUGAAAGACUUAGAUUGUCAGAGCUCAUGCCACAAGCUUCGCCAAAAAGCUCAAAACCAGAUGAGAAUUGCCAGACUCCUAGAAGAAUGUCCCAAGCUCCAUAUUUAUCUGCUCUAGAUCGAUGA